Messenger RNA from Rotaria sp. Silwood1, 1179 nucleotides. Lineage: Eukaryota; Metazoa; Rotifera; Eurotatoria; Philodinida; Philodinidae. The record is from the annotation of a GenBank genome assembly.
AUGGCAAUGAGAAAUAAUGCUUAUAAUAGUGACGAUAUUGGUGAAUAUGAACAAUAUGAUGAUUUUUCUACGUCAAAAUAUGUCUAUACAGAAUUAAGAUCUCCGAUCAAUAGUCAAAGAUUUUCUAAUUUGAAACCGACUGAAGAACAAAUGCUAUCACAAAAGAUGGCGCAAUUAUCAACGAAUGCCACCGAUGAACAAGAAUUCAUAAUAAAAUCGAUUCAAAAUGCACUGAAGAAAAUUCCAAUUUAUUUAGCAAAACAAAAUGCAUCUUUUCAGCAAAUACUAAAUCAAGCAAUAUCCACGAUACAGAUAGAAGCAUUGAAUUCUCAUCGAGACGAACUACGAGAUAUUGCUAUUUUACUUUAUAAAAUCAUGCUACUUCAAAUAUAUCAUCGUUUAUGGACAACACAUUUAAAAUCUGGUAUGGGACAAUUAAUCAAUGAUUCAGAAAAACAAUUCAUCUAUCCGACCAAUUUACAAAUUUGGUCAAAAGAAAUCAAAUAUAUAAAUGAACUUGGCCAUCAAUUAAAACAAAAUCAAAUGGAAUGGAAUAGGAAAGCCAAUAAUUUCAACGGUUAUACAUUCAUCGUCGAGAAACUUAUGGAGAAAUAUAUUGAACAAAAUCUAUGUUCUUUACAUAUGGAAAUUGAACAUCAAAUAGAACUCGUUCUUUAUGAUUAUCAUAUACAGGCAUUAAAACAAGCAUAUGAUCGACAUCAUCCAAAUGAAUAUCAGAAAAAAUUAUUCAAACAGCUAUGCCACAGAAAAUAUGAACAAGAAAUAACAGAACAAGAACUAAAAUUUCUUCAACAACAAAUGAUUUAUUAUAAUUCGUCCAAGCAAUCAUUUGAAAACUCACCCAUAGCUCAAUCACCGUUAAUUAAUUCUAUUGAAAAUUCUGAGAUUCGACAAGAAUUACUCAAUCGCUAUAAAGCUAUUGCUGAACAAUCAAAAGCUCAAUUGUCAGCUUUCUAUUUGAAAACAGCUGAAGAACAACGAAAUGAAUUCAGAAAAAAGUAUCUUGAUGAAAUGAAGAAAAUGUGGUCUGAUCAUCGAACAUUGACUGACAAUGACAAAUUACCAAUGAAUAUGCUAUAUCUGAUAAAUGAACGGUGUAAGAAAAUUGGUGAACGUCUUCAAUUGAUAUAUAAAUUUAAAUCUCAACCUUUUGUUUGA